Morchella importuna is the source of this 2820-nucleotide messenger RNA. RefSeq lists its product as uncharacterized. Gene Ontology annotation, cellular component: nucleotide-excision repair factor 1 complex. Gene Ontology annotation, biological process: double-strand break repair via single-strand annealing, removal of nonhomologous ends; nucleotide-excision repair involved in interstrand cross-link repair; resolution of meiotic recombination intermediates. The transcript is spliced from 11 exons. Gene Ontology annotation, molecular function: single-stranded DNA endonuclease activity; damaged DNA binding; single-stranded DNA binding. Lineage: Eukaryota; Fungi; Ascomycota; Pezizomycetes; Pezizales; Morchellaceae. The record is from RefSeq and is a predicted model, not a curated record. The coding region runs from base 1 to 2820 and encodes 939 amino acids.
AUGACAACCAUCGAGGCUUCCCAAAGCCAAGUCAAGCUCUCACUGCCACUGGAAUACCAAAAAGACUUAUUCCAUGAAAUUGGUCAGGAAGAUGAGCUUGUAAUCUUAGCGCGCGGACUCGGUCUCCUCCGUGUCAUUACAAACUUUCUCCAUGCGCAUGAUGCUGCGGGUGACAAUCUUAUUCUAAUUGUUGGCGCUGAUGAAAGAGAAAACGGGUGGAUUGGGGAAGCAUUGGCAGAGAAGGCUGCUGUAUCUCAAGCCGUGAAGGCAAGGGGGUUAAGUAUUGUCAAUACAGAAAGCCAGACCGUUGCAGCGAGGGAGAAGUUAUAUGCUAAAGGUGGAAUCUUCUCGGUAACGUCGAGAAUAUUGGUGGUGGACUUAUUAUCGAGCUUAAUAAAACCGGAGACUAUUACGGGCAUCGUAGUGCUCCAUGCAGAUAAAGUGAUUGCAACCUCUCUCGAGGCAUUCAUUCUUCGUAUUUUCCGUCAAAAGAAUAAGUCAGGUUUUAUCAAAGCCUUCUCCGAUAAUCCUGAACCAUUUUGUACAGGAUUCGCCCCACUUGCAACUAUGAUGCGCAAUCUCUUUCUUCGGAAGCCCUCACUUUGGCCACGCUUCCACGUAACUGUUGCAAAGUCACUAGAGGUGAAGCAAGCAGAAGUAGUUGAACUCGAAGUAGCAAUGACGGACUCCAUGCGGGAGAUUCAAACUGCUGUACUCGAGUGUAUCGAGGUUUCUAUAUCUGAGCUUAAGAAAGGCAAUACUGUGCUCGAUAUGGAAGAUUGGAAUAUGGACAGCGCUCUCCACAAGAGUUUUGAUAUCAUUAUACGACGACAGCUGGAUCCCGUGUGGCAUAGAGUUAGCUGGAAGACAAGGCAGAUUGUGAACGAUUUAACAGUGCUAAGGGGGAUAUUGCACUCUCUGUUGACCUGUGACUGCGUUACGUUUUAUCAGCAUCUUGAGACAAUCCUUGCAACGCAUUCUCCGCCUGCAGGGACGACUCGGCAGUCACAAUCUCCAUGGCUGUUUUUAGAUGCUGCCCAUACCAUCUUCAGUGUUGCGAAAGCACGGGUGUAUACAGGCACUGCGAGUAAAGCCGUGAUUAAUAGCAACCCAAUUGGAAAGAUCCCGUCAGCUCUCACCCCCGUAUUAGAGGAACAACCAAAAUGGUCUUUGUUGACAGAGAUACUCGAAGAGAUUGAGAGGGGAGCUCAUUUUAAUCAAGUACCCCAAGACUCAACAUACGGGACUACACUCAUUAUGUGUAGCGAUGAAAAAACAUGUCGUCAAAUACGGGAGUAUCUACAGACUAUGAACGAACGUCCCCUAGAGGAUGCUGGUGAUAAUGAUACCGACGAAUCUCUCAAGAAAGAAUCAUCUGCAGCAUUUAUGAUGCGCCGACGACUCCGUGGGUAUCUUACUUGGAAAAGUGAUUUCAGUAAAAUCAGCGCCUCCCUUUUUGCUGAAGAUCAAAAGGCAAGACUCGGCGGUAAUCCCUCUUCCGACGGACCUCGACGACAACCAGAUUCCUUUCGUGGUAAAGCACCACCCAACAAACGAAGAAGAGUCCGAGGGGGGGCUAGUGCUGCAUCUGGACCAGGACGCAGUGCCACCGGGGUCAUUACGAUUUCGGAGGAUCAACCUCUAAAUGUAGCGGAGCUAUUGUCUGGAGUAAAACCAACGGAAGAAGAGAAGGCACUCAAGCAAGAAAUCGGAGUAGAUCCGUUCGAUAAUAUGGAGGAUUAUUUUCAGCCAUAUGAGAUGGGAGACCUGAUUGUAGUACAUCCAUAUGAUGGUGAUAUGGAUGAACGCGUCCUUGAGGAGCUAAAGCCUAGGUAUGUAAUUAUGUACGAACUAGACCCGGCAUUUAUAAGAAGAGUAGAGGUGUACCGGAGUUCGCAUAGAGACCGCAAUAUCAGGGUGUAUUUUAUGUAUUACGGGAACUCGGUAGAAGAGCAACGCUAUCUUAGUACCGUUCGAAAGGAAAAGGAUUCAUUUACAAAACUAAUCCGUGAGAAGGGGAACAUGUCGGUCACCCUUACUCUCGACUCAAAGGGUGUAGACGACCCACAGGAGAUGUUCCUCAGAACAGUCAAUACUAGAAUAGCGGGUGGGGGGCGCCUAGUCGCGACUGCAGAACCUCCACGAGUCAUCGUUGAUGUCCGUGAGUUUCGUAGCUCUCUUCCUUCACUUCUGCACGGCCGCAACACCUUACUUGUGCCAUGUACUCUAACGGUGGGCGAUUAUAUCUUAUCACCCGAUAUAUGUGUUGAAAGGAAAUCAAUCAAGGACUUGAUCGGAUCGUUUAAAGAUGGGAGACUCUAUAGCCAGUGUGAGACUAUGCUACUACACUACAAGUCUCCAAUGCUUUUGAUUGAAUUCGACCAGAACAAAUCCUUUAACCUGGAGCCAUUUGCAGAUUUAACAUCUACUAUUGGGCAACAUGAUCUUCAGUCCAAGCUGGUGCUCCUGACAAUCGCGUUUCCAAGAAUCAAGAUUAUUUGGUCAUCUAGCCCUUAUCAGACCGCGGAGAUCUUUGAGGAGCUCAAGAAAAAUCAGCCAGAACCUGAUCCCCUAACAGCGAUCAAAAUCGGUCUCGAGGAUGGGGAGGACUCCACAAACCCACGUGCACAUAACCAGGCCCCACUGGAUAUACUCCGAGCGAUUCCUGGAAUAACGUCCAAGAAUUACAAGAAUAUCAUGAUGGAUGUGGAAAAUAUCGUAGAACUUAGUAAUAUGGAAGAAAAGGAGGUAGCUGCACUUAUUGGCCCUGAAGCAGCUAGGAAGGUGUACAGAUUUUUUAAUAAAUCUGUAUUUGAAUAA